GUCGCUGUUUGGGACGCUGGGUGCGCGGAAGCUUGGUCUCUGCUCUGGCUUCGCAGUCAAAGCCUGUUCCCUCCCUGGAGCUCGGGACAGGCUGGGCACGCGCCCCUGUGUGUGUGUGUGUAUGUGUGUGUGUGUGUGUGAGAGGACUCAGGGCAGAGGCAUCUUCUCGCUGCCUUUUUUUCUUCCUUUUAUCCAAAGAAGGGGCAGUUCUCACGCUUGCCUUCCUGUCGCCUGGUUGGGAGCGGGGUCGGGGUGCGGAGUGGUUCGUGUUUUUUUCUUUUAAACUUGUCAGCGCUUUUUUCCCCCAGUUUUUUUCGGCUCAGUGUCUUCUGAGCUGGUUUCCUCCGUCCCUGACUAACCUCUUUCUGCCCCUUCUCUUGCCAUCCUCGCCCAAGGUCGCCCCUCCGCCCUCGCACCUGGCCCAGGGGGGUGGUGGGAAGCUUUGUCCGGCUCCCUGCCCACUCGAGUCUCCGCAUCGUAGCCGCACCUGCCUCAUUAUGAACGGGGUCAACGACCCCCCUCUUUUUAUAAAAGAUAUUAAGCCCGGACUGAAAAACUUAAAUGUCGUCUUUAUUGUCUUGGAGAUAGGACGCGUGACCAAAACCAAAGACGGCCAUGAAGUGAGAUCAUGCAAAGUAGCAGAUAAAACGGGCAGCAUCACUAUUUCCGUGUGGGAUGAAAUCGGAGGUCUCAUUCAGCCGGGGGAUAUUAUUCGGUUGACCAGAGGGUAUGCAUCCAUGUGGAAAGGAUGUCUGACACUUUAUACUGGAAGGGGUGGAGAACUUCAAAAAAUUGGGGAAUUUUGUAUGGUUUAUUCAGAAGUGCCAAAUUUCAGUGAACCUAACCCAGAUUAUCGAGGACAACAAAACAAAGGGGCACAUAGUGAACAGAAGAAUAAUUCUGUGAAUAGUAAUAUGGGUACAGGUACAUUUGGACCAGUGGGAAACGGGGUUCAGUCUGGCUCAGAAGCAAGGGGAUGCCAGUUUUCAUAUGCUGGUAGAAGCAAUGGCCGGGGACCUAUAAAUCCACAACUACCAGGAGCAGCUAAUAAUCAGACAGUCAUGACCACAAUAAGUAAUGGCAGGGACCCUAGAAGAGCCUUUAAAAGAUGACCUAUGCCAAAUAUUCACAUGUAGUUUUUAAACUACGUGCCCUACUUGAACACUUACUGCACUUUUAUUUAUCGUUAACUGUGAAAACUGUCCUUUAUUGGUUUCCUUGUACAUUUUUGGUUUGUUAACAGGAGUGGUUUGUUUUUUAUAGCAAAACUAUUAAGCUGCUCAAGUCUCCUAUUGAAGAAUGGGAACACUCUGAAGAAUAGGGGCAUUUAUUUUUAGAGCAAAAAGAUCUUUGGAUAACCUCUAAAAGACUUGCACCCAUUUCAUGGGUGAAUUACUUAAGACAUCAGCAUUUUAGCCUCUAUGAGUCUGUCGUCUGUAUAAAUUUUGUAAUAUUUAAAAUAAGGCUUAGUGGGAGAUGCUCUUUUGUCUUAAAUUCAGAUAAUUGCCAACUAAGCAAUAACCACCAAAAAAAACAAACACUUGGUCAAUGCUAACAGCAGUUUUUGAGUGUUUGUGACUCCAGGAAUGAUUGAAUUAUUCAUUGAGUGACUGCCAUUAAGAUUUUUGAAGAACUAAAUCAUCCUAAACUCUUGUUUUAUUACCAAAAAAUAUAUUCUUUACCAGAAUUAA
Molecule: messenger RNA, 1691 nt
Organism: Sus scrofa (pig)
Lineage: Eukaryota; Metazoa; Chordata; Mammalia; Artiodactyla; Suidae
Gene: NABP1
Product: nucleic acid binding protein 1
Biological process (GO): response to ionizing radiation; double-strand break repair via homologous recombination; mitotic G2/M transition checkpoint
Cellular component (GO): SOSS complex
Molecular function (GO): DNA binding
Source: RefSeq, marked provisional